Molecule: messenger RNA, 3208 nt
Organism: Phascolarctos cinereus (koala)
Lineage: Eukaryota; Metazoa; Chordata; Mammalia; Diprotodontia; Phascolarctidae
Source: RefSeq, a predicted model, not a curated record
CCACUGGUCACUUCGGACAGAGAAGUUUCAGAACCACCACUUCCAAGGCUUGAGAAUCGUGAGAGAAGGGGCAGGAUUUGGUUGUGAAAAGAAGAGGAGAUGUUUAUUGGAAGAUGGCUGGGGAGAAUGGGUGAACAGGUUAACAAGCAUCUCCUAAGAGCCCGCUAUGUACCAGGCACUGUGCCCAGCGCUGCGGAUACAAAUAAAGGCACCCGACAUGCCUGCCCUCCAGGAGCUUCCAGUCUAAGCCCGUGAGAACCAUGGUCGCACAGCCUGAUGGAAGGGGAUGGCCAGGGAAGGCACCGGCAGGGUCAGGGAGCCGGCGGGCAUCUUUUUCAGGAGGGUGAGGACGGGGUUUGUCUGUAGGCUGCAGGGAUUGAGGGGGGAUGAUUGUGGCACCGUCGGGGGAGGAGGAGGAGGGAUCCGGGGCUGGUCUCGAAGCAAAGGGCCCGCAGCGCGGCCCAGCUUGGCGGCUCAUCAUGUGGGUGACCCGGGCUGCCCUGCCCCCUCGGACCUCAUUGGCUCAUUGACAGUGACAACUUGGACCCCUCGCCGCUCCGUUUCGAUCCUGAGAGCUAGCUGUAAGCUCCAGGAAGGCUUCCACCGGGGCGCACGGAGCCGCUCGGUCCUGGGUCCACAUCCAUCCCGCACAGGGUGGAAACGACCUUAAUUGGAAAUCUUCCGGGGAGCCCCGCCCCCUCUUCCUAAGGUCCACCUUGGAGGGGCGGGAACUUGGCUAGGACUCCGAGGCAUUAUCUCGUGGCCGCCGCGCGCUCUGAUUGGGCCUGCGCCACCACGUGAGCAGAGACCCGAACGGGAUUGGCCGGAGUCCUGAGGGGCACUUCUGGGGCCCAGACCAGUGGGAGAUUCAGGCUGUGACAGUCUCCGUGGAAACACGGGCCUCCCCAGCUGCAGUGGGUGCCCAAGCCGGGCGGGGAUGGAGGUCUUGGACGAGUUUGACUGGGAGCACCCCUUGACCUUCACGUUCUGCGAGCUCAUCUCGGAGGAAGCUUUCGAGCGGCAGGCGGUGUCGUACACUGAGCGCUCCCUGCGCCGUCUCUUCCGAAGCAUGGACCGCAACCCGGCGCUGGGGGAGCGCGUGGUGCGCAAGUGGAAGCAGGAGGAGCGCGAGCGUCACGGCCUCAUCUCCUUCCUCACGGUGGGGUCAGUGGGGGGGAGCGGCGGCCCCUCCUUUCCCUCCUCCCACCAUAAGCCCCGGCCCCUUCCCCCCAGGACUGGGAGUCGGGGCCCUGGGGUCCGCCCCAGCAUCAGCCCCGGCCCCGCCCCCUCCCUGGUCUCCCAGCUCAUCCCUUCCCUCUCCUCCACGCUGUCCCAGGGCAGGUUCUUCCAAGCCCUCCAGGGGGACCUCAAUCACUACAAUAACGUGGGCGCCUCGGAGCUUCAGCAGAGGCUGGAUCAUCUGAAGAAGAAGAUGCAGAAAUUAAACAACUAUGCCCAAGACGCAAAGCAGAAGAAAAAGAAGAGGGGGACCUAUAGACUAGAUCAUUCCCCUUCCACGGCGGGCAGCAUCUUGUCCCGAUCACCAGUUACCACGACCAUUUCUACCCGGUCGGCCAUUCCAGUCACAUACAUGCCCAGAGUCUUUGGUCCUUUCCCUCCUCUCUCGGAUGAGCAGACAGAGACAUUGGCUGGUCCAGACUCUGAAGUGAAGGUCAUGAAACUAAACUGGACAGGACUGUCAGCAGCCCCGAAGAGAGUGGUUGAUCUGACUCCUUUGGUGCUUAACCCUGGUGGUUUUCAUUCUUCUCGGCUCUCUGGAAACCCUGCCCACAAGCUCCAAUGCCCCAGUUUUCCCUGGUCUUCAGCCUUGGGUCCGACCAUCGAUCCUGAGGGUUCAGCUCCGACAGUGGGGAACGCCUCUGUCUUCAGCCCACCUGUGCUGCUCAAGUUCCGGCCAGUGCAGAGGCCUCAGGAGGAUCCAAACAGUGACCAUGAGAGCAAGAGUUUGGAUUCUCCCAGCAGCGCCCCACAAUGACACCCCUUUAUCACUCUGAACUCAAGAAUGAAUAAAGCUCCCAGUGGAAAAUGCUGCCCUUCGUUGGCGCCUGGCUUCAGAAGGGCAGAUUCGGCACCUCUGGGGCUCAGGCUUUCCCCUAACCCUAAAUGUGCUCCUCACUUCACUUUACUGGGCCUCAGUUUCCUCAUCAGUCAAGUAUAUGUGUGGGUGAUUGGAGGGGUGUGGGACGUGGGAGGAGCAGAGUCUUUGAGAACGGGGGCAGGGGCAAGUUUGGCUGAGGUCUGACUGUCCCAUGGAGCUCUUUGGUGACAUUGCUGACCUCACAGGUCUCUUACAGCUCUAAAUCUGUCAUUUCCUCUUUGAGGAAGAACCACCCACUCAUGAUGCCUAAAAGGAGCAUCAACUGCCACUGCUGAUCUCACUUUUGUUGUGUCAAGUGUGUGGCCCCACUCAGAGCUUCCCUUUGGACUUGCAGUUAGGGCAGAGGGGAUCCCUACCUGCCACCAGCAGCAGCCCAUGACAGCCAGCCCAGUGGUGGCCGAGGUGAGCUGGAGGCUGAACCCCAGGCUCUGGCUGCCUCUUCUGCUCCACGUUUUUCCCCGCAGGGCACAGGUGACUGAACAGUGAUCCUGGGAGCCUAGGCAGCAACCUUGUGAAUUUGAGAGGUCAGGUGGCUGGCUCCUGGUUGCUCAGCAGGAGGUAGUCUCCAAAAUAAUUUAUUGGAGGAGAUGACCACCUGAGGAGGCUGAGCCUGAAUCAUCAGCUGGUUUGCCAGAUGAUAAGAAUGCAAGCGAAUUACUCAGACACUGUAGGUCUGAGGUGAAAGUGAAAUUGACCUGUUCAGCAGCCUGCAACAUUCUGUAGUCUAACAUUGGAAGUAUUGGUCUUAUGGGAAAGCCUCGUAAGAAUUAUGGGUUAUUUUAUAUUUGAAGUAUUAAUGCACAUUGAUGAAUCUUCUAUGUGCAUUUCUCUUGUGUCAAUAAAUAGCCCUGCUAUUCCUGUGCAUUGUACAUUGAGCAUCUUUCUAAAAGGAACCCUGUGAAUCCCUUCUGGGGAGAGACCCCAGUCAUGAAGGGGAGCAAACAUGUAUUUUUAAUAUUUUUAAUUUUAAUUUUAAAUUUCAGUUCCAAAUUCCCUCUCACUGCCCCCUCUCCUACCUAUUGAGAAGGCAAACAAUGAUCAUGUGAAGCCAUGCAAAAUAUUUUCAUAUUAGCAGUGUUGCAACAACGA